CCAAAAAUCUCUAAUUAAAAAGCAAAAUUUCUUUUCGUCAAAAUUUCUUUUCUUUCUUUCUUCCCUCCGUCCUUCCCUCUUCAUCUCCUCCAUUCCCUCUCUGACGGACCUCCUCUCCAUCUCCCGUCCUUCUCAAUCUUCCCUCUUCUUCAUAAUUUGCAGAAGAGAGAAAAAGUAUACACAAUAACCCAUCCAUAUCCUUCCGACCCGAAUCCCCUCUCAUCAUCUAUCUUCCUCCUCGCAUAGCAGAUCGUUCCAAGGGAAAGAGCUUCCCUCCCCAAAUUUUUUGGCGGUUCCCAGAUGUCAUGAAGAACAUCUUGUGCUUCAUUUGCUCUUCCACCAUGAAACCCUCUGCUCGAUUCCUCAUCUCCCGAACCUCCAAAUCCUUUCUGGGUUCCGCCAAACACCCCCUUAGAUCCAAUCGAACCCACAGCUCUCUCGCCAACACUUGCCGCCCUGGCCCCGGCACAAUCAUCACUCCUCCUCCGCCGCCGGCUCCGGCUCGGUUCAUCCCCUACAGGCUCAUGUCCACCGUAUUCCGCCCCGGGUUCGCGCCGCCGUCGAUAGCUUUCGCGAACAGGGGUUCCUUUUGCGUCGCCUCGAGGGCGGUGGUGCGGCAGCAGCAUUCUACUUCGGUGGAGACGCGGGUGAACGAGAACAAUUUCGAGAGGAUUUACGUCCAGAAUGGAAUCGCCGCCGCCGCCGCGAAGCCGUUGGUCGUGGAGAGGAUCGAUAAGGACGAGAACAUCCGUGAGGUCGUGAGCGUGGAGGAUGGUUCAGCCGAGGAAGGAGAUUUGAAUUUGAGGAACCCGGAAGGGGUCGAGAUCGUCAGCCCUAGGAGGGAAGAGAGUGAUAUCGAGAAGGAAGCGUGGAAGUUGCUAAACGACGCCGUUGUGAGGUACUGCGGGAGCCCCGUUGGAACCGUUGCGGCGAAUGAUCCUGGGGACAAGACGCCAUUGAACUAUGACCAGGUUUUCAUUCGUGACUUCGUGCCUUCUGCGCUUGCCUUCUUGCUCAGGGGCGAAGGAGAGAUUGUCAGAAACUUCCUGCUCCACACCUUGCAGUUGCAGAGCUGGGAGAAAACAGUAGAUUGCUAUAGUCCAGGCCAAGGGUUAAUGCCUGCUAGCUUCAAGGUCAGAACUGUGUCUCUUGAUGGUGACAAGACUGAAGAAGUUUUGGAUCCAGAUUUCGGAGAAUCGGCCAUUGGCCGAGUUGCCCCUGUGGACUCUGGAUUGUGGUGGAUUAUUUUGCUGAGGGCCUAUGGGAAAAUCACUGGUGACUAUACAUUGCAAGAAAGGGUCGAUGUGCAAACCGGCAUUAAGUUGGUCUUGAACUUGUGCUUGGCUGAUGGAUUCGAUAUGUUUCCUUCUCUGUUAGUCACUGAUGGUUCCUGCAUGAUCGAUCGACGCAUGGGUAUUCAUGGCCAUCCUCUCGAGAUCCAAGCAUUGUUUUACUCAUCUCUACGAUGUGGUCGUGAGAUGCUUACGGUAACUGAUGGCUCAAAGAAUCUUGUGAGGGCUAUAAACAAUAGACUUAGUGCUCUAUCCUUCCACAUUAGGGAAUAUUACUGGGUGGACAUGAAGAAGAUGAACGAGAUAUACAGGUAUAAGACAGAAGAGUAUUCCUUGGAUGCCACAAACAAGUUCAAUAUCUAUCCUGAGCAAAUCCCUCUAUGGCUCAUGGAUUGGAUACCUGAGGAAGGUGGGUAUCUAAUUGGGAAUCUGCAGCCGGCUCACAUGGACUUCAGGUUCUUCACUCUUGGGAAUCUCUGGUCUGUGAUAUCAUCACUGAGUACCCCGAAACAGAACGAAGCUAUACUGAAUCUGAUAGAGGGAAAAUGGAAUGAUAUUGUGGGACACAUGCCUCUCAAGAUAUGCUACCCUGCGUUAGAGAAUGAGGAAUGGCGUAUAAUUACUGGAAGUGACCCAAAAAACACAGCUUGGUCAUAUCACAAUGGUGGCUCAUGGCCAACCCUUCUGUGGCAGUUCACCUUGGCAUGCAUCAAGAUGGGUAGAAUCGAUCUAGCAAGGAAGGCAGUCAGCAUGGCCGAAUCAAAGCUUGGUGCUGACCGUUGGCCCGAGUAUUAUGACACCCGAACUGGCAAGUUCAUAGGGAAGCAAGCUCGACUCUAUCAGACUUGGACCAUUGCAGGGUUCUUAACGUCCAAAGUACUGCUCGAAAAUCCAGAGAAGGCUUCAUUGUUGUUCUGGGAGGAAGACUAUGAGCUCCUGGAGAUGUGCGUUUGUGCACUGAGCAAGACCGGUCGGAAGAAAUGCUCUCGUGUCGCUGCCAAGUCUCAGAUUCUUGUGUAGCCUGCCAAUAUCCAUAAUACACAUCCAUUCAUUACUGUACAGCAUACAGAAUUUACCUAAAGGGUCUGUCAUGACCAUUGAAAAGGGAGGAUCAAAUUUUGGAGCUCCAUAGUUGUAAUCCUCUCCUACAUUAGUAGAGUAGCAGCAGCAGAAACUGGGAAUGCUAACUACCGUAUAAGGCAAGGCAUGGGAGCAUGUUCCCCUGUCUUCCCAUUUAGCAGAAGUUGAUGGGGUUCCCCCUGUUCUUCUGACAUUUUUUUGUUUAUCUGUUAACCACUUGAGCACCAUUGAUUAUGAAGCUCGUUUUGUGGAGGGAAGGAAGAGUAUGUUACUUAAAGGAAAAUGUGUAGCAUAUAGUUUCUCCUCAAUCAUUCACUCUUUUACAUUACUACUAAAAUACACCUUUCAUAUCUGUAUAUUCUACAUAGUGUAUCCUCAAUUCAAUGUCUGAUCAAGCAGUAAAAGAACUUCCUCUAGAUC
Linum tenue is the source of this 2792-nucleotide messenger RNA. The record is from the annotation of a GenBank genome assembly. Lineage: Eukaryota; Viridiplantae; Streptophyta; Magnoliopsida; Malpighiales; Linaceae.